ACACAAAAUAGAAAAUAGGGUAGGGCUGAUCCAACUGUAAUGGUUGACAGCUCUACUUAUUAGUGGGAUUCUGUUCGAGAUUUAAUCUCACACAAAACUUGUCCUUGUUGCUUCAUACAAUAACUCUAGCAUUUCGAACUUGCAGAGUUACGAUAUGGCUGACUUUGUCCUUGAAAUUGUGCUUGAGAAUUUGAUCUCACUUGUUCGAAAGGAGUUGGUACUAUUUCUGGGUUUUGACCAAGACUUGGAAAGGCUUUCAAGCUUGUUCGCUACAAUCAAGGCUACACUUCAAGAUGCUGAGGAGAAACAAUUCUCAAACGCAGCCAUAAAAGAUUGGCUGGGAAAACUAAAAUAUGCAGCUCACGUUCUGGAUGACUUCAUUGACGAGUGUGCCUAUGAAGGAUUGGGGUUGGAGAACCAAGGGGUCAUGUGUGGUCCUUCAGACAAGGUACAAUGCUCUUGCUUAUCCUCUUUGCAUCCCAAGCGUGUUGUUUUCCGUUACAAAAUUGUUAAGAAAAUGAAAAGGAUAAGUCAGAGAUUAAUACAAAUCGCUGAAGAAAGGACUAAGUUUCAUUUGACUGAGAUGGUUCGUGAGAGAAGAAGUGGAGUCCUUGAGUGGCGCCAAACUGUCUCUCUACUUACUGAACCAAAAGUCUAUGGAAGAGAAGAAGAGAAAGAUAAAAUUUUAGACUUUUUGAUUGGUGAUGCUUCUCAUUUUGAGGAUUUAUCUGUCUAUCCAAUAACUGGUCUAGGUGGACUUGGAAAAACAACACUUGCCCAAUUCAUCUUCAAUCAUGAGAAGGUAGUCAACCACUUUGAGUUAAGAAUUUGGGUAUGUGUUUCAGAAGAUUUUAGUUUGAAGAGAAUGACGAAAGUUAUCAUUGAAGCAGCAUCUGGGCGUGCUUGUGAAGAUUUGGAUCUAGAGCCACAACAAAGAAGACUUCAAGAUUUACUUCAAAGAAAAAGAUAUUUGCUUGUUUUGGAUGACGUGUGGGAUGAUAAACAACAGAAUUGGCAGAGGUUGAAACCUGUACUUGCUUGUGGGGCCAAAGGUGCUUCUAUUUUAGUUACUACUCGCCUUUUGCAGGUUGCAAAAAUCAUGGGAACAUUGCCUCCUCAUGAAUUAUCAGUCCUGUCCGACAAUGAUUGUUGGGAAUUGUUUAAACACCAAGCCUUUGGACCGAAUGAGGGAGAACAGAUAGAGCUUGAGAAGAUAGGGAAGGAGAUAGUAAAGAAGUGUCAAGGAAUGCCUCUUGCUGCAAAAGCACUAGGAGGUCUUUUACGCUUCAAGAGAAACAAAAAUGAGUGGCUCAAUGCUAAGGAAAGCAACCUUUUGGAGUUAUCACACAAUGAAAACCCCAUAAGUCAUGUCCUGAGAUUGAGUUACUUGAACUUACCAAUUGAGCACAAGCAAUGUUUUGCUUAUUGCGCAAUAUUUCCCAAAGAUGAAAGCAUAGGGAAACAAUACAUAAUUGAACUUUGGAUGGCUAAUGGAUUCAUUUCAUCUAAUGAAAGAUUAGAUGCCCUAGAUGUCGGGGAUGAUUUGUGGAAUGAAUUAUAUUGGAGAUCAUUUUUUCAAGAUAUUGAGACAAAUGAAUUUGGCAACAUUACAAGUUUCAAGAUGCAUGAUCUUGUUCAUGAUCUUGCACUAUCUGUUGCAGAAGAUGUUUGUUGCACUACAAAAGACAGUCGUGUAACUACUUUUCCUGGAAGAAUUCUCCAUCUCUCAGAUCAUAGGUCCAUGCAGAAUGUACAUGAGGAACCCAUUGAUUCAGUGCAGUUGCAUCUAUUCAAAACUUUGAGGACCUAUAUAUUGCCAGAUCACUAUGGUGACCAACUUUCUCCGCAUCCUAAUGUGUUGAAAUGUCAUUCCUUGCGGGUGCUUGAUUUUGUAAAGCGAGAAAAAUUGUCAUCAUCAAUUGGUCUUUUAAAGCAUCUAAGGUACUUGAAUCUUUCUGGGGGUGGCUUCGAAACUCUGCCAGAAUCAGUAUGUAAACUAUGGAAUUUGCAGAUAUUGAAAUUAGAUCGUUGCAGUCGUCUCAAAAUGUUGCCUAACAGUUUGGUAUGCUUAAAAGCUCUACAACAACUAUCUUUUAAUGGUUGCCCAGAACUAUCAAGAUUACCUCCUCGAAUAGGGAAGUUAACUUCCCUAAGGAUUUUACCGAAGUUCUUUGUUGGCAAAGAAAGAGGGUUCCGUUUGGAAGAAUUGGGACCGCUAAAGCUUAAAGGAGAUCUUGACAUCAAGCAUCUUGAAAAUGUAAAAAGUGUAAUGGAUGUCAAAGAAGCCAAUAUGUCAAGUAAGCAGUUGAAUAAGUUGUUUCUGUCAUGGGAAAAAAAUGAAAACUGUGAAUUAGAGGACAAUGUUGAAGAGACUCUUGAAGUGCUUCAACCUGAUACCCAACAACUUUGGAGACUAGAAGUGGACGGAUAUGAAGGUGCCCAUUUCCCGCAGUGGAUAUCUAGUCUUUCUCUCAAAUAUUUAAACUUGAAAGAUUGCAAAAACUGUUUACAGCUUCCACCGUUGUAUAAACUUCCUUCUCUUAACACUCUAAGAAUACUUAACAUGAUUCAUGUUGAGUACCUCUACGAGGAGUCCUAUGAUGGGGAAGUGGUUUUCAGGGCUCUAGAAGAGCUGACAUUGCGUCGACUUCCAAACCUAAAAAGGUUAUCAAGGGAGGAUAGGGAAAACAUGUUCCCAUGCUUUUCCAGACUUGAAAUUGAUGAAUGUCCUAAAUUUUUUGGAGAGGAAGUUUUGCUACAAGGGUUGCGCUCUCUCUCAGUAUUCAAUUGUGGCAAAUUCAAUGUGUCCUCAGGUUUUAAAUGCCUUCAUAAAUUAUGGCUUUCCAAUUGUGCAGCAGUGGAAGAUUUGCAGGCUUUACAAGAUAUGACUUCCCUGCAGGAGUUAAGAUUAACGGGUCUUCCAAAGCUAGAAUCCUUGCCAGACUGCUUUGGAGACAUUCCCUUGCUUCACACAUUUAGUAUUUUUUACUGUUCCAAGUUGACGUAUCUUCCAAUGAGCCUAAGACUUACCACCAGUCUGCAACAAUUGACUAUUUUUGGUUGUCAUCCUGAGUUAGAGAAGAGAUGUGAUAAAGAAACGGGAGAGGACUGGCCAAACAUAGUUCACAUUUCCCAUAUUUCAUUGGGAAUUAAACAUUAUGAUCAUAAUUCCGAUUGAGAGAACAUACUAGUUAUUCACGCAGGCUGUGUUUGAAGAUUUCUGCGUGUUUUUCAUUCAGUUAUACUAGUUAUUCACCUCAGCGGCUAACUUUCUCAGAGAUAUUGCAGAAAUUAAAAUCCAGCAACAGGUUUCACAAUUGGGAGUGGUCUGCAGAUCCAGAGGGACACUAUUCAACUCGCAGUGCCUAUGAUUUGAUAGGAGAAGAAGCAAGAGAUAGCAGUCAGGAGGAAUGUUUUGAGAAGCUUUGGAGGAUAAAGGUUCCAGCUAGAUUUCUGGUGUUUGCGUGGAGAUUAUUAAGAGAUAGGCUGCCGACAAGAAAAAACUUGUAGAGAAGACAGAUUCAACUCACAGAUUCACUUUGUCCUCUCUGCAGAACCCAACAAGAGGAUGCAUCCCAUCUUUUCUUUCACUGCAGCAAACUUCAACCCAUAUGGUGGGAAACCAUGUCAUGGCUGCAAGUUAAGGGUGCUUUUCCAUUAAGCCCAAAGCAGCACUUCCUUCAUCACUUGGGUGUUCAACCUACUGGUGUAAGAAAUAAUAGAUGGCAUUGUUGGUGGCUAGCUUUAACCUGGUCCAUCUGGAAACUUAGAAAUAGUAUAGUCUUCUCUAAUGCGAAUUUUGAUGCUAAUAAGCUGUUUGAAGAAGCCAUAUUCCUUCUAUGGUCUUGGCUUAGGGGUUUUGAGAAGGAUUUCACAGUGCAUUUCAAUCACUGGUCAAGUAAUCUACCACAAAGUUUUAUGUAUCAGCAGGGGAUUGCAUAGCUAUGACAUUUAUACAUGUAAAUUCAUAUGCAUUUUGUAUCCAUAGCUUGGUUCCCCCUCAGAAUAUCAAUGUCUGACUGUGGAACCAUUUAUAUGGAUCUCCUUUGUAUUAUAAGUACCUCUGGUACUUCUUUCAAUAUAUAUUACUUAUCUUUGCCGAUCAAAAAAAAAAAAAUUCCGUUGAGUUCAAAGUAAAUUUAGUUAAGUUUUGACAAACAUGUUGCUGUAGUCUUUCAGAUAUUUUGAAUCUCUCUUUUGUUUAUUUGACAUCUUAAGGUCUUUUUAUCAAUGUAAUAAAAAGUGAAU
This is a messenger RNA of Glycine soja, 4248 nucleotides long. RefSeq names its product disease resistance protein RGA2-like. Gene Ontology annotation, biological process: defense response to other organism. The transcript is spliced from 2 exons. Bases 155 to 3178 code for a protein of 1007 amino acids. The record is from RefSeq and is a predicted model, not a curated record. Gene Ontology annotation, molecular function: ADP binding. NCBI's taxonomy places the organism in Eukaryota, Viridiplantae, Streptophyta, Magnoliopsida, Fabales, Fabaceae.